GUAUUGCUGCAGUUGGGUUGGCUUGUGACAUACCCAGUACGGUUUAUCUAUGCCACCUUCCUGAGGCUGUUCAAGAAUCCCCAUCCUGCGAUUACUCUGAAGGAUCCUGAACUGAAGUAUGCGUUGAGGCUGAUUGAUAAGGAGGAAGUUAGUCAUGACACAAGAAGAUUUCGAUUUGCUCUCCCUUCCAUAGAUCACAUUCUGGGUCUGCCUGUAGGACAGCAUAUCUACCUGUCUGCACGGAUUGAUGGAGCUCUGGUUGUCAGACCUUACACUCCAGUUUCCAGUGAUCGUGACAAGGGCUUUGUGGACCUUGUUGUCAAGAUCUACUUUAGAAGUGUCCAUCCGAAGUUUCCUGAUGGAGGGAAGAUGUCUCAAUACUUAGACAGCCUGAAAAUAGGGGAUACUAUUGACUUCAGAGGACCAAGUGGCCUACUUGUCUACAAAGGAAAAGGCGAGUUUGCUAUUCGGCCUGAAAAGAAAGCUGAACCGGUUACUAAGAAAGUGAAAUAUGUGGGGAUGAUUGCAGGUGGGACUGGGAUAACACCUAUGCUGCAGAUCAUUAAAGCAAUCAUAAAUGACAAAGAUGACCCUACCAUUUGUCAGCUGCUGUUUGCUAAUCAGACGGAGAAGGAUAUCCUGUUACGUUCUGACCUAGAGGAGAUCCAGAUUCAGAAUCCUGGUCGCUUUAAGUGUUGGUACACACUGGACAGAGCACCUGAAAAUUGGGACUACAGCCAAGGAUUUGUGAACCAAGAGAUGAUCAGAGACCACCUGCCCCCACCUCAAAACGAUGUUCUGAUCCUCAUGUGUGGACCUCCUCCGAUGAUCCAGUAUGCUUGCAUUCCCAAUCUGGACAAACUGGGCUACACCAAGGACAUGAGGUUCUCCUUCUAAAGAAGACUGAUAAUUCACUGAUCUUGUGUAGAAGGGAAGAAAAAACAUUUAAUGGGGAACAGGACAAAGCUACAGACAUGGCUGAUGCACAGUGCUGGGAAGCUACAUUUACAUUAAAAAAUGCUUCAUUUUUUCUGAAUCUCUGGCAAGUAAGACACUUAAGCUCAACUGUACUAAAACUGUACUGUAUGUUGCACAGAAACAACUGUAUUGUGGAAUGGUAGUCAUGCCUAGUGCUUGGCUAUAUUGUAUACUGUCUCAAGGGAGGACAGUAUAGCUGCUUAGGGCAGUAAACACUCAUUUACACUUUUUCUUAGCACUGUAAUCAAAUGGCAGUAAUAUCCUACUUCCUAGCACUGUGCAUACCCAGUAUUUCAUGGUAUGAAGUAUGAAAAUAUAUGGAAUUUGCUGGAUUAUUCAUGUUGCUUACGCCAAAUUUUAAUACUUACAGAGCUUUUACAGUAUGAGGGCCAGGAGUGUUUGCCUUGUAUGCAUAAUCUUUGCAACAUCAGAAGCUUAAAGAAGAUGCUUGUUCAGUUGAAGGGUGACAGUUAACCAUUUAUGACUGAAGUUGUUCAAGCUGCCUUGUUAAUCAAAACAGAGAGGUAGACAGCAGCACAAAAUUUGUUUGCUUUGUAUUUGGGCAUAGCCUCUCAAAUGCAAACACUUUUCCAGCUGGUCACAGUUUUCAUCCCUGGGCAAUGAAAGAAGCUACAGAAAGCAAGCAGCUUUGUGCACUGUUCCACAAAUAGCUGGAAUUUUUUGCUUGUAUGUGUGUGGAAUACUGAAAAAAAAAAA
Haliaeetus leucocephalus (bald eagle) is the source of this 1695-nucleotide messenger RNA. Its product is annotated as NADH-cytochrome b5 reductase 3. NCBI's taxonomy places the organism in Eukaryota, Metazoa, Chordata, Aves, Accipitriformes, Accipitridae. The record is from RefSeq and is a predicted model, not a curated record. Gene Ontology annotation, molecular function: FAD binding; oxidoreductase activity. Gene Ontology annotation, cellular component: mitochondrion. The transcript has 8 exons. The annotation marks the transcript as partial.